This is a messenger RNA of Aspergillus lentulus, 768 nucleotides long. RefSeq names its product WW domain protein. Gene Ontology annotation, molecular function: protein binding. The record is from RefSeq and is a predicted model, not a curated record. Lineage: Eukaryota; Fungi; Ascomycota; Eurotiomycetes; Eurotiales; Aspergillaceae.
AUGUCCUACUACGGAGAAAGAGAUACUUACUACGGCGGCCCGCCUCAACCCACGUACGGCCGUCCUCCUUAUGACCGUCCCCCCUACGAGCAACAGCAACACCAACAACCAUCCUACAACCGCCCCCCCUACGACAUGCCACCUCAGAACUCACCCUCGUACGAUCGCCCUCCCUACGAGCGGCCCCCCUACGAGCGUCCUCCCCCCGAGCGCUCCCCAUCCUCCUUCGAUCCAUCCCGCCCCCGCUACGAGGGACCACCCUACAACAGCUCCUCGCCCGCUCCCUCCGCCCGUCCGCCCCAAAACCCCCCACCACCCCUCCCCAUCGGCUGGGUCCAAGAAUGGGAACCCAGUCUCCACCGCGCAUACUUCGUCGAGACGGCAACAGGCCGCUCGCAGUGGGAGACGCCCAUGCAGGACUCCGAGCAUGCGAGGGGACUAGGCGGGCCCCCGCCUGAGUCGGCAGGCUACUAUGCUUCUCCCCCUCCGCCGCCGCCGCAGGACGGAGGCUACUACCCCCCUGCCGGGCAGUAUCCGCCUCCGGAAGAGAAGAAGAAGUCCAGCGGGGUGGGGAAGAUCAUUGCGGGGGGUGUGGCGGGUGUAGCGCUCGGUGCGGCUGGUAUGGCAUUGUGGGAACAUGAGAAGCGUGAGGAUGAAGAGGAGGAGGAGCUCAAGGAGCGGGUGGAGAGGUUGGAGGAGGAGCAGUACCGUUCUGGCUCGAGUUCGGAUCAUGAGCGGGCUCACUCGCCUGAUUUGGAUGACUGGUAG